Jatropha curcas is the source of this 1024-nucleotide messenger RNA. RefSeq names its product DnaJ/Hsp40 cysteine-rich domain superfamily protein (gene LQY1). Gene Ontology annotation, molecular function: protein disulfide isomerase activity. Gene Ontology annotation, biological process: photosystem II repair. Lineage: Eukaryota; Viridiplantae; Streptophyta; Magnoliopsida; Malpighiales; Euphorbiaceae. The record is from RefSeq and is a predicted model, not a curated record. Gene Ontology annotation, cellular component: chloroplast.
AUGAAUAUCCGAUGGACAAAGGCUUCAAAGGCUAUGGUGGUUGAUGUACGAAGCUGCCCCACGUAUCCAAAGUCGCCAUUAGAGCCUUCCAUUUCGAGCUCCCGAGCUACUUACGAAACGGACUGGGAGAAAAUUAGAGAAACUUGAAAGCAGAAAAUGCCAGUGGCACCUUCUAUUUCUCGUUUCCAUUCACCAUUUCUAUGCUGUCCUUUUAAAUUAUCGUCUUUUUCUGCUUCCUCUGUGCACUUCGUAAAGUCUGCAAGAAAUCAACGGUUUCCAGCAUCUUAUCCAUGCAUCAGAGCUGUUGAGCUUGAUCAAAACACGAUAGUAGCAAUAACUGUUGGAGUUGUGAGCGUUGCAAUUGGAAUAGGCAUUCCAGUAUUCUACGAAACUCAAAUUGAUAAUGCUGCAAAGCGAGAAAAUACUCAGCCCUGCUUCCCCUGCAAUGGCUCCGGUGCUCAGAAAUGCAGAUUUUGCUUAGGAACAGGUUCAGUGACAGUAGAACUUGGUGGGGAUGAGAAAGAAGUCUCUCGGUGCAUCAAUUGUGAUGGUGUUGGUUCUUUGACAUGCACAACAUGUCAAGGCUCCGGAAUACAACCCCGGUAUCUUGACCGCAGUAAUAUCAACGUGAGAGAACGAGUGGGAGAGUUGCAAUUUGAACUGCAUUGUUAACUGAAGUGUGUAUCUUAUUGCAAACAGAGAAUUCAAGGAUGAUGAUUGAAGCCUUUCAGAAAGCACGAGCAAUGUUCUUGUACUCAAAUCAAAUGGCCAAUCAACUGUAUAGCGGGAACGAGAAGAGAUCAACAAUUUUUUGGUCAAUAUCUUUUUCUAAUGUACCGUUUGAUUAGUAUUUUUCUUAUCUCUCUUGUUGCAUGAUCACUUGAAAUGAUCGACUGAUGGUAUUUCACAUUUCAUUUUUUUCUUCUCUUUUUUUUAUUUUUCACCGGCUAAGAAAUUGUAUUUGAAUUGUGCCUUAACAUAAUUAUGUAAAUUUGUUUUUGUUAUGUUACUAGUUCUACUUAAA